GCCACUGGAAGGAACGCCUGAGUCAGAGCAUCGGGAAGCGCUGCUCGCAGUGAGCGCACAUGAAGCAGCUGCGCGACUGUCUUAAUCCAGCUUUUAAAAAAGCUACAGGAGAACUUAGCGGGCAGAGUUUCUGCGCACGUCCUGGACGGUAUUUGGAGUAAAAACUGAAGCGGAGCUCUGACCAGUGUCAUGGUUGCACCAGGUAACGUCAGCAGCAUCAAAGAGGACCCUGAUGUGACACAAAACAUGGAGAAGGUGAGAACUCUGCUGCACUUUCCUCCGUAUGGUGCCAUGGAUGAAAACCCAACAGGGGACACCUGCCCCACCUGCCGUGGCACCGGAAAAAUUCCCAGAGAACAUGAAGACCAGCUGGUUGCUGUGAUUCCGUGUAAUGAUGUAAGGCUGAAACCCAGACACACGAAGCUGUACGUGUGCAUCUCCAUGGCUCUGUGUCUCUUUGUUUGCUGCCUAAUCCUCUUUUUCCUCUUCCCACGGAGUGUCACUCUUACCCCGGUGUCUGUGCUGUCAGUCAUGGUCUACUUCAUGCCAGAUAAAGUUGAAAUAGAGGUCACAAAUCUCAUCAACAUCACCAAUGACAACUACUACCCAGUUGAGAUUGUCAACUUCAGCAUUCAGCCUGUGGUUGCUCAAAUAGCCAUCGAAAAGACCAAGAUCACCAAUACGACAGCCAUGCAGCCCCGAUCGCAGAAAUCACUUCCAAUUCUAAUUGGCCUGAAUAUUAUAGAUGAAGGCAUAGCCUCUUACUGCAAGUCAACCAGUUUUAAGAUUCACACCUUAUUCCUGGAGCUUCAAAUGACGAUGAAUAUUUCGUACCUCUCCCACACGGAGCAGCUGUCCGUGGACACCUUUGAGUAUAUCGACUGCGGCACCAAUUCAACAACCCCACACCCUGUGAGCUCAUGAAUUAACAUAAAUGAUCACUGCUGUACAAUCAUCUUUUUCUCUCUGUUGUUUUAACACAUGAGGACACUUUAAAUUAAUCACUACAGUGUUAAAAUGUUAAAAUGUUGUUUUUGCUUUUGUGUUUGAUCUGCAUGUAAAUGUAAGUUUCACAACAUUGUGGGACAGAAGUACAAUUUCUGAACUGUAAAACGUAAAAGUUAUUUUUGAGUCAUGUCAUUUUAUGUAAUAGUGUGUUGACCUCUGAUCAUCUUAUUCUUUUUCAUUUGCACUUUAUUAAACUGUGAAAGUUAA
Molecule: messenger RNA, 1215 nt
Organism: Archocentrus centrarchus (flier cichlid)
Lineage: Eukaryota; Metazoa; Chordata; Actinopteri; Cichliformes; Cichlidae
Gene: tmem106a
Product: transmembrane protein 106A
Exons: 8
Coding region: 190-924 (244 amino acids)
Source: RefSeq, a predicted model, not a curated record